Messenger RNA from Staurois parvus, 2161 nucleotides. The record is from the annotation of a GenBank genome assembly. Lineage: Eukaryota; Metazoa; Chordata; Amphibia; Anura; Ranidae.
AUGUCUCCAGCUUCUCAAGAUAUCAGCAACCAUCUUCUUGGCCUUGUAGGGCAACUAGUCCAGACUGCUACAGAACAGAACUCAGGGACUCCUUUACCACUGAAGUUACCCUCAACACCCACUGGGACAAAUCCAUCUUCAUCUUCUGGCCGACCCAACCAGUCUCCAGUACCAAAAUCUUCUCCAGCCCCGAGCCUGGCACAAAGUGGUAUCACAGAAGGCAACAGUGAGCUGUCCUGUUCUCUGCCCUCUGCUGGGGACAGCUUCUCCUUCUUGGGCCAGGAACAUGUCUUGCCAUUCUCUGCCACACCUGCGCUUUUAAACCUAGCCAUGCUGGGCUCAUUGCCACUCUCCUUCAGCUUGAACCAGCAACAACAGCUGCUUAACCAAGGCUUAGUUAAUUUACUUUCCUCCUCUUUAUUGGGAAGUGCUGAUCUUGGCCUAUUAGGACUCCAGAAUCCUCCUUUGACGUUACCCUCUGUGGGUGAUCCAGAAACCAGUGCUUUGCAAGCUUUGCUGAUGGCAUCUCUUCUACAUAAUCCUCUUUUACCACUGGGAGCACUUGGACUACCACAGCUUGAUAUUCCACCUCAGAAUCAACAGCAGAAUAGCCUUCUGUCCUCUCUCUCUCGCACCUUUGCUGGAUGCUCUGCCCUCUUCACAUACUGACACAACUGAGAAACCUGAGACACCCCUGACCUUGCCUGAGACUUUUCCUGAAAACUCACUCCAACCACUGCUCUUCCCUCCUGUUUCUGCCUCUCCAGCCCUCAUGGCCCUGAAUUCCGCACUACUGGCUGCCAGUUUAGGGGCUGUUGACUCCUCUGCCUGCCCAGGACAGAGUUGCAUCAAUACCUCCUGCUCUGGAUCAGCCUCUGUUACUACAACCACUAGUUCAUCUGCCUUAUCAGAGGGGAAGAUCCCUCCAUCCGAGCCACACAGCCCUUUCCAGCUCCAUCCAACACAAACAGCGGUAUCUGGAAGAUUUAACACGCUAAUGCCCCCUCUGCUUAACCCUCUGCUCACUGCUGGGUUAUUGGGUGAUCUGGCAGCGCUGAACUCAAAUCCUGGUGCCCAGCUGGGAAGUCUUCAGUCUCUUUUGGGAGCUCAGGCUCUGCUGCAAAACCAGCAGACAUUUUUACCAUCUCUUCCUGGAGGUCUUGGAAUGCAGCUCUUCCAGGGACAGUCACUUCUACAAGGGCAGCGGAGCAAUGCUCAGACUCACUCAACGUCAGAGAAAGAAGUCAACACUUUGUCUCAUCCAGAGUCCUGCAUUACACCCACAUCUCAACCCUCCUCUAUCUCUCAACAGCCGUCUGACUCCAAUUUCCCCUCCCAGAGAGCUGAUGUGACUAACAGGUCUCAGACUUUGUCACUGCUCUCAAUGCGACCUGGUUCCUUUGUCUCCAACACCUCAAGUGCCUUUGAAACUGGACUCCUCCCCAAAGGCUCCCCAUUUCAGGGACCAGUCCGGACUGACCUUCCUCCAGACACACCUUCUGAUCCCCCAAGAACAGAUGCAUUAUCCCAGUCAUUGGAUCCUUCCUCCUCUGAGACAGAACCAGAAGCAUCUCCACUGAAAAGGUGCAGGAUGCUUACUGAUGCUGUCAUUUCUUCUGAGAUCCCUAAUGGAGCUUCCCCAAACCUCCCAUGGAUGGGUUCUCCUCACCCACCCAAUAUGUUAAACCUUCCUGAAAGAGAACUUUCCAAGGGUAAUGAGCGAGGCUAUAGGUUUAAUGGUCGCUCCCGAGGAGAGAGGUCUUAUGGUCGUCGGCCACGUGGUGAUAGGCUCUCCAGUUCACGGCACUCAUAUUGGAGAUACAAUGGAGAAGAAACCACACAGAAUGAUGGAGAAGAAGCAGGUCACAGCCAGGAUCCGACCCAGCCUGUGCUAGGAAUCUCUCCAUUUUCUCACCAUUGGCAGGAAGAGGGAGGACAGCCCGGGGAGCAGGAGGUGGAUGUGCCACCCCAGCUGCUGAAACGCUCCCGCCGAGGCAGAAGACGAGGCCAAAAUUCACAGAGGAUGAAUUCUCGCCUAGAAGAUGUCCCUGCAAAGUGGUCAAGUGUGGAUCCCGCUAAUGGAUUAAAUGCUGAGCGUCCCAUUGUCCGGCAAAACAGGCCUGGUCGUCCUGCUAAGAACAGAAGACGGAGGAUGAUUUAG